GAGACCGGCUCUCUCCCUCUCUCUCUCCGGGUCUCUCCCUCUGCCUUCUCUCUCGCACGCCCACCUACAGAUUAAGGUGUCCGACUCAAUAUAAAACUUGGUAGAUAUAUGUAGAUAUAAAAGUGUCCGACUCAAUAUAACUACGAUAGACUUGAGCCGCCCAAAAUCAAAUGAACACUACGGUGGCCUAUGGAGCUGUAAGCCCAGCCGUCCCACCAUGGCUGAACAAGGGCGACAACGCAUGGCAAAUGACGGCAUCCACUCUCGUGGGCAUCCAGAGCAUGCCAGGCCUGGUCAUCCUGUACGCCAGCAUCGUCAAGAAGAAAUGGGCGGUCAACUCGGCCUUCAUGGCCCUCUAUGCCUUCGCCGCUGUCCUCAUCUGCUGGGUUCUUGUCUGCUACCGCAUGGCCUUCGGCGAUCAACUCCUUCCCUUCUGGGGCAAGGGCGCCCCGGCUCUAGGCCAAAAAUUCCUCGUCAACAGAGCCAAAAUCCCCGAGAGUAACCACACGAGGGACGGCACGUACGAGACGAUUGAGCCCUUUUAUCCCAUGGCCACGCUCGUUUACUUCCAAUUCACUUUUGCUGCUAUUACCAUGAUUCUACUUGCUGGGUCUGUUCUUGGGCGCAUGAACAUCAAGGCUUGGAUGGCUUUUGUCCCUCUUUGGCUUGUAUUCUCCUAUACUGUGGGAGCCUUCAGUCUCUGGGGCGGUGGGUUUCUGUACCACUGGGGUGUCAUCGAUUACUCGGGCGGCUACGUCAUCCAUCUUUCCUCGGGAAUUGCCGGUUUCACCGCCGCUUAUUGGGUUGGCCCGAGGCUAAAGAGCGAUAAAGAGAGGUUUCCUCCUAACAACGUCUUGCUCAUGCUUGCGGGUGCUGGGCUGCUGUGGAUGGGCUGGUCAGGUUUCAAUGGUGGGGCACCAUACGCGGCAAACAUCGACGCUUCAAUAGCGGUUUUAAACACCAACAUAUGCGCGGCGACUAGUCUUCUUGUGUGGACUUCAUUGGACGUCGUCUUCUUUGGGAAGCCUUCGGUGAUCGGAGCUGUUCAGGGGAUGAUGACGGGGCUCGUUUGCAUUACUCCUGGAGCAGGGUUGGUGCAAUCGUGGGCGGCUAUAGUUAUGGGAAUGCUUUCUGGUAGCAUUCCAUGGGUGUCCAUGAUGGUCCUUCACAAAAAGUCUACUCUGCUACAAAAGGUGGAUGACACCUUAGGUGUAUUUCACACGCACGCAGUGGCGGGGCUAUUAGGAGGGCUCCUCACUGGUCUUUUCGCUGAGCCAGAGCUGUGUGCACUCAUACUCCCCUUGAGCAACACAAGGGGUGCGUUUUAUGGGGGAAGUGGUGGGAAGCAAUUCUUCAAGCAACUGGUUGCAGCCAUGUUUGUUGCCGGUUGGAACUUGGUGUCCACGACAUUAAUUCUUCUGGGCAUAAGGUUGUUUAUUCCAUUAAGGAUGCCCGACGAGGACCUGGCGAUUGGAGAUGAUGCCGUGCAUGGAGAGGAGGCUUAUGCCCUUUGGGGAGAUGGGGAAAAGUAUGACCCAACAAAGCAUGGUUGGAAUACAUCAAUGUACGCGCAGGACAUAACAGUACCAUCUCCAUAUGUCGCUGACGCAAGAGGAGUGACCAUCAACUUGUAAGCCUACCGUAGGGUUCUAUAUACAUACAUAUAGAUAUGUGUGUGUGUGACCAUCAAGUAGUACUUGUACUACAAUUUUUUAUCGAUCAUAAUUUGAGGUACAAUUAUUUUGCGUAAUAUUUAAUACAUGAUGUUCC
Messenger RNA from Juglans regia (Persian walnut), 1770 nucleotides. RefSeq names its product ammonium transporter 2-like. Bases 171 to 1634 code for a protein of 487 amino acids. NCBI's taxonomy places the organism in Eukaryota, Viridiplantae, Streptophyta, Magnoliopsida, Fagales, Juglandaceae. Gene Ontology annotation, biological process: ammonium transmembrane transport. The record is from RefSeq and is a predicted model, not a curated record. The transcript is spliced from 4 exons. Gene Ontology annotation, molecular function: ammonium channel activity. Gene Ontology annotation, cellular component: plasma membrane.